AUGCGAUUCUUUCAAGGUUACCACUUACCAGUGAAGCCCUUGGGCCGGUUCAAGCUUGUAUCCAAGUCCUGGCAGUCCCUAAUCUCCGAUCCUGAUUUUGUCGCAAACUAUUCCAAAGCCGCCAUUGAGAAUAUGGAUGUCUUGUUCAGAAGACGGCGCCUCCUCUUUACUUUAAUGGACCCGGCACCAAGCAAAGGGAUGUACUCAUUGGAUCUUGACCAGUUUCUCAAUGAGAAUCCUAAUGCUGGUGUUGAUGGUCUAGUAGCAACACCCUCCGAGAUCGACUUUGUUUACAAUCAUCUUCCAGAUGGUAGACUUGAAUGGUUUCCCUUUGGCCUAUAUUCGUGCCCUGGAUUUUUCUUGUCACAUUUAUGGUCUGGCGACUUCAGCGUCAAUUUGAUCGACCCUCUAACCAAGGAAUCAAAGACAAUACCAGAGCCACCAAAAUGGAGACUUGGAUUUGGAUUUGAUCGAGUUGGACAUACUCAUGGGAUCCUGGUGAAUGGUGCUGUUCAUUGGUUGGCGGAGAAGGUUGCUGAUGGAUCAUUUGUGAUUAUAUCCUUCACUUUAGCAGAGGAGGAGGUUAGAGAACUUACACUACAGCCCAAUACUCUGCCCAACACUUUAGCAGAGUAUACUCUUCCGAUUGAAGUAGGGAAAUUCAGAGAUUGGCUAUGUAUAACAUCAAAACCAGGCCUAGCAUAUCUUCUGUAA
Fragaria vesca subsp. vesca is the source of this 714-nucleotide messenger RNA. RefSeq lists its product as uncharacterized. The record is from RefSeq and is a predicted model, not a curated record. The transcript has 2 exons. NCBI's taxonomy places the organism in Eukaryota, Viridiplantae, Streptophyta, Magnoliopsida, Rosales, Rosaceae. Gene Ontology annotation, molecular function: protein binding. The coding region runs from base 1 to 714 and encodes 237 amino acids.